Molecule: messenger RNA, 2110 nt
Organism: Gossypium raimondii (Peruvian cotton)
Lineage: Eukaryota; Viridiplantae; Streptophyta; Magnoliopsida; Malvales; Malvaceae
Product: phosphoinositide phospholipase C 4
Exons: 9
Coding region: 195-1946 (583 amino acids)
Biological process (GO): phosphatidylinositol-mediated signaling; lipid metabolic process
Molecular function (GO): phosphatidylinositol-4,5-bisphosphate phospholipase C activity
Source: RefSeq, a predicted model, not a curated record
UAACCAGCACUUCCGACAUAAAAAAAAAAUAAAGAAACAAAAGACCCACUUCGGCAUUCGGAAUAAUACAAAUCCUAAAUCCAUUUAAAUACCCCCACGCAACCACAGUUUCUCUACACUUUCUAAAACCAUUUCAAUCCACGCUAAUUUCUUUCAUUUCGUUCAUCAAGGGAAAAGAAAAGCAGAGUUGAAAGAUGGGGACUUAUAGGAUGUGCGGGUGCUUUACUAGGAAGUUCAAAAUCAUUGAGGCGGCACCACCACCGGAUGUUAUAGCUGCAUUCGAGAAGUACGCCGAAGGUGGGCCUCAAAUGACGGCGGAGCAGUUGCAUAGGUUCUUGGUGGAUGUGCAGGGGCAAGGCGGUGCCAAGGUCUCCGACGCGGAGGAGAUUCUGCUGCAGGUUCUGCAGAAACGACACCAUAUGGCGAAGUUCAGAAAACACGCAUUGACCCUCGAUGAUUUCCAUCAUUACUUGUUUUCUGCAGAUCUAAAUCCGCCAAUCGAUAAUAAGGUCCACCAUGACAUGACAGCUCCUUUAUCCCAUUAUUUCAUAUACACUGGUCACAAUUCGUAUUUAACUGGAAAUCAACUCAGUAGCGACUGUAGCGAUGUCCCAAUCAUAAAGGCACUGAAGAGAGGAGUAAGAGUGGUGGAGCUUGAUCUAUGGCCAAAUUCCACAAAAGAUGAUGUGGAUGUUCUACAUGGAAGGACUUUGACAGCUCCGGUGGAACUCAUUAAAUGUUUAAAAUCCAUUAAAGAGCAUGCUUUUAGUGCAUCCGAAUAUCCCGUUGUAAUUACUCUUGAAGACCACCUGACUCCAAAACUUCAGGCAAAAGUUGCUCAGAUGGUUACUCAAACAUUUGGGAAAAUGCUGUUUCGUCCCGAAUCUGAAUGCUUAAAAGAAUUCCCUGCACCAGAGGAUCUGAAGUAUAAGAUCCUUAUUUCAACCAAACCUCCCAAAGAGUACCUUGAAGCUCAGACUAACAAGGACAAAGAAAAGGAGAAGGAUUCAGAUGAUGAUGUUUGGGGAAAAGAACCAACAGAACUUACAGCUGAACAAGAAGAUGAAAAGACUGAUAGUGAUGCAAGUGACAACAAUCAGGAUGAUGAAGAUUCAGAUGCGUUUGAACCUGAGGUAGACUCUUCAAGAGCCCCUGGUUACAAGAGUCUUAUUGCCAUUCCUGGUGGCAAAAUAACAGGUAGGUUGAAGGAGGCCCUAAAAGUUGAACCCGAUAAAGUUAGGCGCCUUAGUCUGAGUGAACAAGCACUUGAAAAGGCUACUGUGUCUUACGGGACUGAUCUUGUGAGAUUUACCCAGAAGAAUUUCCUGAGGAUAUAUCCCAAGGGUACUCGGUUUAACUCCUCAAACUACAAGCCACAAAUUGGUUGGAUGCAUGGAGCUCAAAUGAUUGCCUUUAACAUGCAGGGAUAUGGUAGAUCCCUUUGGUUAAUGCAAGGGAUGUUUAGAGCUAAUGGAGGCUGUGGUUAUGUAAAAAAACCUGAUUUCCUGAUGAAUGUGGAUGCGAACAGUGAGAGAGCUAAGUUACCUGUUAAGAAGAGAUUAAGGGUGAAAGUCUACAUGGGAGAUGGAUGGCACUUAGAUUUUAAACACACACACUUUGACACCUAUUCGCCACCUGAUUUCUAUACAAAGGUUGGAAUAGCAGGAGUGCCAGAUGAUGAAAUAAUGAAGAAAACGAAGAUAAAAGAAGACAACUGGACACCUGUUUGGGAUGAAGAAUUUACAUUUCCAUUGACUGUUCCUGAAUUGGCAUUGCUGCGAGUUGAGGUCCACGAAUAUGACAUGUCCGAGAAGGAUGACUUUGCCGGUCAAACUUGUUUGCCAGUCUCAGAACUGAAGCAGGGGAUCCGGGCAGUUCCCCUCUUUGAUCGCAAAGGAGAGAAGUUAAACUCUACCAGACUUCUUAUGCGGUUUGAUUUUGUGUGAGACUAUAGAGGUUUGUUAAUUUUUUGUGUUUUUUUUGGUUUGGUUGAAGGACUACCUAUUUUGCUCCAUCGGUAGUAGAAGCUACUUCAGCUUCAUUUUCUCCUGUCUGCCAUAGAAAAAAAACUUAAAAAUUAAUAAAAAAAUAAUGACAAAUGUUUGAUCUA